AUGCUGUCUUGUCCCGAUUUGGACACCAUCUUCCCAUCAGCAUCGCCGUUCACCGGGCUAGAGGAGCUGCGGGUCACCAAGUGCAGUGAACUAGAGACCCUUCCCGAUCGCAUAGGAGACCUACUGCCAUGCCUUCGCAAGCUGACCAUCCGCGAGUGCUACUAUUUCACUCACCUGCCUGAAAGCUUCACUUGUCUGAGCCAUUUAGAGGAGCUCAUUGUCUCGAGUUGUGAUGACUUCACCUUACCCUCCAACUUUGGCGACCUGCCUGCGCUCAUAUCACUGGUGCUGGAAAGCUUGCCAUUCACUGAACUUCCUCCUUCCUUCUGCCAUCUCACAUCUCUGGAGGCACUCUUUUUAGUUGAUUGCCACCCGCUUCUAAAUCUGCCGGCUGGGUUCUGCCGCUUGACAACCCUCAAGGCGCUCUGCUUCUCAAGAUCAGAGGGCCUUGCGUUGCCAGAGGACAGCUUGGAGGUGAGGGGCUGCCAGGCGCUCUCAGAAGUGCCCUCUCGGCUGGAUAUGCUCGUGGGGCUGAAGAGGCUGGUGCUGACGGAGUGUAAGGAGUUGAGUAGCCCCCCUGCUGGUCUGCCACCCUCUCUUGAAUCCCUCUGUUUGGGGCCCUUCGUGGAAGGUUCUUCCCAUGUGGUGGGUAUCUCUGGGUUGUCGCAGCUGAGGGUGCUCCACUUGAACCGCGUUGGGGUGCGCUGCGGUCCUGCCGUGCGCUGCAGGUUGUUAUGCCGGGAGCAGGGGGAGCAGGGGGGGCAGGGGGAGCAGGGGGGGCAGGGGGGGCAGGGGGAGCAGGGGGGGGCAGGGGGGGCAGGGGGAGAAGGGGGGGCAGGGGGAGCAGGGGGGGCAGGGGGGGCAGGGGGAGCAGGGGGGGCAGGGGGAGCAGGGGGGGCAGGGGGGGCAGGGGGAGCAGGGGGGGCAGGGGGAGCAGGGGGGGCAGGGGGAGCAGGGGGGGCAGGGGGGGCAGGGGGAGCAGGGGCAGCAAGGGGGGGCAGGGGCAGCAAGGGGGAGCAGGGGGAGCAGGGCGGGCAGGGGGGGCAGGGGGGGCAGGGGCAGCAAGGGGGGGCAGGGGCAGCAGGGGGGGCAGCUGCAUAA
Messenger RNA from Closterium sp. Naga37s-1, 1101 nucleotides. The record is from the annotation of a GenBank genome assembly. NCBI's taxonomy places the organism in Eukaryota, Viridiplantae, Streptophyta, Zygnematophyceae, Desmidiales, Closteriaceae.